Lagopus muta (rock ptarmigan) is the source of this 2674-nucleotide messenger RNA. RefSeq names its product dual specificity calcium/calmodulin-dependent 3',5'-cyclic nucleotide phosphodiesterase 1-like. The coding region runs from base 1 to 906 and encodes 301 amino acids. Gene Ontology annotation, biological process: signal transduction. The record is from RefSeq and is a predicted model, not a curated record. NCBI's taxonomy places the organism in Eukaryota, Metazoa, Chordata, Aves, Galliformes, Phasianidae. Gene Ontology annotation, molecular function: 3',5'-cyclic-nucleotide phosphodiesterase activity. The transcript has 6 exons.
AUGAGGAGUCGAAAACAACGCACGCCGGCCGUUCCGCGCAUUGGCCAAGAGGUGGCGGCAGAGACCACGGAAAGAACUUUUCCGACGGGACUGGGGCGAUCCGGUCUGUGUGCUGUGAGGACGGGAGAGGAGCACGAAGUUAGAAGUGGAGGGGUUGUGGGGGGAAAGACGAAGAAGAAAGAGGGAAACUACUCCAAACGCAGGAGAGCUGUGCCAGGACGGGGCGGCGCAAGCGGCCGUGUCGUAGCACUGCGAGCGCCGGCCCCGUUCCUCCCCCCGCAUCCCCUCCCCUCCUCGGCACCGCGUGGGAAAUGGUUGGGGUGGGAUUCCGGGAGAGCUGGGGCGGCUCAGCCUGCAGAAGAGGAGGCUCGGGGGAUCCCGGGCGCGGCCAUCGGUCCGUGCAGGGAGGCGCGGAGAAGACGGAGCCGGGCUGUGCCCGGCGGUGCCCAGCAGCGGGACCGGAGGCACUGGGUGCACGCUGCAGUGCAGCAGAAAUCCGUAAAACAAAAGACUGAGGCUGAAGAAGCUCCACCUGGGGAAGUCAAGGUCAAGGAAACCCCUGCUGCUGCUGUUGUGGGAAAGGAGGCCAUCCCUGCUGAGCCAGAUGAGCCAACAGAGCAGGCUGCGAAUGUAGACAAGUGGUCCUUUGACGUAUUUGCACAAAACGAUGCCAGUGGAGAUCAUGCACUGAAGUUCAUUUUGUAUGAACUUCUCCCACGCUAUGAUCUGAUCAAUCGUUUCAAGAUCCCCAUUUCUGCCCUGGUGUCCUUUGUGGAAGCUCUGGAGGUUGGAUACAGCAAACACAACCUAAUGCAUGCUGCCGAUGUGACACAAACAGUCCAUGACCUCCUUUUCAAGACAGGUGUAGUGGUACCAGGUACAGGAGUUGGCAUCCUUAAUAUGUAAUGAAAUGGCAGUAGUUUUUGUUCGGUAAGGAGAUGAUCAUUAUCCACAGCAAACCCAUUUGUGCUGUAGAAAAAAUGCGAUUUGCAGUGGCUGUGCUAAUGGAAGUAGGCAUUUGGGAUUACUUAGAAGAAUUUGGGUGAGGAUACGGGUAACUGUUUUAAUUGAUGGGAGAGAGGAUGAGUGAAAAACGCAAGCUGAAUUCUCCCCUCUACCAUCAAUCUCCUGGCUGAGUCUAGCAGGUCAGUUUGUUGGGAUUUCAUUUCCCUUUCUGUGAAGAAACAAACUGCCUAAGCUUUCUUCACAAUACAAAAUGAAGUAAUUUAUUGCUUAACCCAGUUUGGCACCCCUUUUCAAGCUAUUGCUCACCGUUUUCUCUUGCUGUCCAGUCUCCUUGGGCGCUGUCUCCUGAGCGCAUGUGGAGGUGGGUCCACCUCCAUUGGCUGCUGUUCGUCUGGAGGUGGAUCCACCUCCAUUGGCUCCACUUUCCAUCUCCUCCCCAUGAGCCUCUUCUUCUUCUGGGGAGGAGGAUCCAUUUGUGUGAGGUGCCUCCUCGCCUCUUGCUGUUGGUAUGGCAGUUGGAGGGCUUGGAACACUAGGCAGUGACAUCAGCAGUGUUCCAUGGCAACCCAGAAACGACAGAGUUGGGGCCUAUGGCCUGAGAGUUGCCCCUGUUUUGAAGGAGAAGGAAGGACAUGGAGAACUGAAGAACUCUAUCCUGGGAAGGGCUCAUCUGUUGCAUUGUGCUCGCCAGAGAGAAUUUGUGGCACUUGGGCAAAAGGCCCCGUGGAGACUCCCUUUCUUCAUCCCGUGCCUCAAAUCCAUUUGUACUGAUGAGUGGCAGGUAGAGAGUCCUCUUCCUGGCAGCAGCUGGGUUCCUGCUAGUGGAGGCCAACAGUACUGUUGCCCAACAGUAGUGGAGAGGGGACAGACACUCCUCAGGAAGCCUAGGGACAUGCAGUCAAUAAAGAACUGCUGAAUUUCAAGGGUGAUGCGAGUUCUCUUUUCCUGACCUUCACUCUUGCUCCGUAGCCUAGGAGCGCUAAAGGUAAUCCCAAAGAGAAGGUGAUGGUGGGAGAAGGCUGGGAUGCCUGUACAAAGCAUCAGGGUAACACUGUGACGUUUUACACGGGGAAGGGAGUGUUACAUCCAACUACACACAGAAUCAUAACCAGCUGUUUUCAACAAAUCAGUAGAUAUGGCUUGAGCAGAUUCCUUUGUCCUCACCUUUGUUGGUGGUACAUUGGUUGCAGCAGUUCUUCAAAGACAAUGCGAGUUACAAGCAGGUGACUGGCUACUGUAAACAGAUGGGCCAGAGGUAGCAACUGAAAAGGAACACCAAGUAAAGAGUUUACACGCAGUUUUACUUCUGACUUGAAUGAACAUUCCCCAGGGAUCAGUUUUACUCAUUCAUCUCAGAACACUGCAGAAAGGUUUUAAUAAGUCUUAUUCUCUUUAGCUAAAUGGUCAAUUAAAAAUUCAGCAUCAAUUUACCCUUCAAAGAAGCUUCAGGAAGAUUUUGUGCUCUCUGAUAACCAUGUGACACAGUAUCAGUUCCAUAGCAUUCAGCAGGCCAGUGAUGAGAUGGCACACUUACGCUGCAACUGUUACAUUUCAUUUCCCGUAUUUCAUUCUGUUAAAGAUAGGGUUUCAAUUAAGAGAAUGCUAACGUAUUAAAUAUAGGUAUUUGCAGAAAACCUAAGGAAUGAUUCCUAUACUCCUUUGCUAUUUAAAAGCACGUUCAAGAUCUGAGACAAAAAAAAAAAAAGAA